AUGGAUCUUGAUUCGAACGAGCAAAAUACCAGGCUGAACUUAUUUGCUGCGCUGCAAGCCCGCAUUGAGAGAAGCUCAGAGUCCUCUCAGCAACUUGUCGAACGAAUCAAAUCUUCUGCAAAGACCGUGCGGUCGCAGUGGGACUCAAAAAUAUACCAACUUUCCUCUGAGGUCUCUGCGGUAGAAAGCACCCUGGCGGCAUUGAAUCGCGAGCUUGCUCUCGCACGUUGUGGAUUGAACCGCGUGGCCAAUGCCUCCUCUCCUUACUGUCGAAUACCAGAUGCAUUGCUUUCGGAUAUCUUUGCAUGGGCCUGCUCAGGAAGCGUCAUGGAAGCUAAAGGGGAACAUGCGACACUCCAGACUAUUUCAUCGACCUGUCAUCAUUGGAGAGAGGUCGCACUGCACACUCCCUCCCUUUGGACACAUAUACAUAUCAAGGCUGGAGAAUUCAAUCCAUUUAUGCACACGUGUUUGGAGCGUUCUGUCGCAGCGCACUUGCGUCUAAUAAUUGAGCUGGACAACUCCUUCAUUCAAUGGGGCCCUGCACGCCUCGAGCGUUGGAUCGACUCCCUCGCACCGUACUUUGAGCGGUGUGUCAUGCUCAAAUUUGUGAUACAAGAUUUCUCGGUUGUUCGAAUAACAUUCCCGAUAAAUCAUUCGAUGCCUCAUCUGCGGGAAUUUGCCUGGGAGGGAGGGAUACGUGCGCCAGAUGAAGAUGACUCACAAACUUCUACCGAAUCGGUAGCCCUUUACGACCAUACGAAAACGUCUCCGGAGGCACUGCGUUUGGAUAUCCUUGGAGCACCUUUCCCGAUCCAGUGGGAUGAUGGAAUUGUAUCGAGGCUCACCACCCUGGCAUUGGAUCACUACGCUGGGCGGCCUACACGGGAUGUAGUGGAGUUAGUAGCCAGAUGUCCAAAUCUCAAAAACUUGCGCUGGAAGCAACGUUUGGGCGAUGACGAUCCAUUUACUGCACCUCUUCCUCUGUUCACGUCUCAGAGCCUUGAAAUCCUCGACAUUGAUUUUCCCGCAACCAGUGAUGAGGCGCGAAGCGUUUUGUGGCGGAUGCAGUUCCCGAACCUACGAUAUCUUUGCGUUGCGUCGCGGUCCUCGAACACUGGAUGGGCAGAAACCGCCCUCGGCUCCUCUCAAAGGUUCCCACUCCUCCAAACACUGUGGCUGUCUACACGUGCGUUUACCCCUGAAGCCAUGGUAUCAUUCCUAGCCGCUCACCCCACUGUCGAGGAAUUUGGAUGCGGAGUGGGGCCGCUGGUUCGCACCCUGAUAUCACUUUUGAUGGAGCUCAUCUCUCAAUCUUUUGAUCCCCCAAAACUUCGUUUCCUGUACUUACUGGACGCAACUGAAAGCCCUGACGCGGUUCAAGUGUGCCUAGCGUUGGGCUCAUUAAUCAGGAGCAGAUCAAGCAGUGGAGAUGCCUCCGUGCCAUUAAUGAAGGUUCAAUUAAACGAUGAAACAUGGAUGCGGUCACCCGUCGGAGAGCCCUACGCCUCAUUACAGCGAGAUUUCCCCGGACAAGUGGAACUGAGUCAUGUUGACGAUUCAGUGCCUUACAGGUUCAGACCAAUUUAG
Molecule: messenger RNA, 1590 nt
Organism: Cantharellus anzutake
Lineage: Eukaryota; Fungi; Basidiomycota; Agaricomycetes; Cantharellales; Hydnaceae
Exons: 3
Coding region: 1-1590 (529 amino acids)
Source: RefSeq, a predicted model, not a curated record